GGUGUUGGAGAGAGCAGUUCGAAAGUAUAGUGCUACCCAUAGCUACAGACAACUAGACAUGGUGCAGAUGCUGAAAGCGUUAAUCGUUCCGGGUGUGCUGGCCGUCGCCGGCUGCUGCUGGUGGUGGUAUAGCUCCCGGAAGAAAACUCCAGGUACCAGCCAGGACAGUGAGAAGAAGGAGGAUGAGCUUUCUUCCUCUAGUGGUGAAGAGCAGUGUGCUCAGUCUGAGACUAGAGCACCUCUCUCAAGCCCAGAGGAGCUCCCCCUUCAGGACAGUGUGGAAGGCAGCCAGCUAGCAGAGAUCAGUGAGCAGGAAAUGCAGCUUGAAGAGCCAAUCAUCAUCAUAGAUGAUCCUCAGUCUGAAGACACUCCAGUGUCUGUUAUAGAGCUUCCAGAGCUCAGUGUGGUUGAAGACCUGUCUUCUUCUUCUGAAGAUGGACAGUGUGCUCAGUCAAGCCCAGAGGAGCUCCCCCUUCAGGACAGUGUGGAAGACAGCCAGCCAGAUGGACAGUGUGCUCUAUCAAGCCCAGAGGAGCUCCCCCUUCAGGACAGUGUGGAGGACAGCCAGCCAGCCUGGAGCAGUGAGGGGAAAAGGCUGCUUGAGGAGCCAAUCAUGGACAAGGAGGAUCCUCCUACUAAAGGCGUACCAGCUUCCUUUCUGGGACGAAAGACAAAACCACGGGUCCUUUCCACCUCCGUGCCUUUGAAGCCCUUUUUCAUAAGGGAUAAAAAGUAUGAGAACACAAGGGAGAGCCUUUCCCAGGUGGCAUGGGACACAGUAAUGGAUGAUUGGUAUUAACUUACCAAAUAAAAGCCAAAAAAAAAAUAUAUAUAUCA
Astyanax mexicanus (Mexican tetra) is the source of this 837-nucleotide messenger RNA. RefSeq lists its product as uncharacterized. NCBI's taxonomy places the organism in Eukaryota, Metazoa, Chordata, Actinopteri, Characiformes, Acestrorhamphidae. The transcript has 2 exons. The record is from RefSeq and is a predicted model, not a curated record. Bases 59 to 799 code for a protein of 246 amino acids.